Molecule: messenger RNA, 2475 nt
Organism: Pleuronectes platessa (European plaice)
Lineage: Eukaryota; Metazoa; Chordata; Actinopteri; Pleuronectiformes; Pleuronectidae
Product: E3 ubiquitin-protein ligase TRIM39
Exons: 8
Coding region: 112-2460 (782 amino acids)
Molecular function (GO): protein binding; GTP binding
Source: RefSeq, a predicted model, not a curated record
CAUGUUUUCCCUGAACACAUGCAGCAGUUAUGGUGACGGGAUCAGUUCAGUGAGACGCAAGAACACUUUGAGAGGAUCAAAAAUUAAAAGUCUGUUCUGUAAAUCUGGCAAAUGGACAAAAGGAAGAAAGGAUCUCCUACAGAAUUGAGGCUGAUGGUGGUCGGUAGCAGUGGACACUCUCAGUUCCUACUGACCAACGCCAUACUAGGGAGGGAGGUGUUUCCUAAGGACAUCACCAGCAUUUCUGGCAGCAGGAAAAACACUGGAGAGCUGGCUGGAAGACGAGUGGCUGUGAUCAAUGGGCCAAACAUCUAUGACAAAGGUAUGUCUCCGCCCAAGAGGGAGAUGGAGCUGAGGAGGUCUAAGUGCUUGUGUAUCCCUGGUCCCCACGCCUUCCUUGUUGCGUUCGACAUGGACAAAAUCUCCCCGAAUGACGAGAAAACCCAGAGAAUGAUGAAGGAACACUUUGGGAAUCACUGUCUGAGGAACUGCAUGGUCCUCCUGGCUUCUGAAAGAAACCCAGACGCCCUCUUGGAGGACAAGCUGCAGAAGACCGACUGGCACCUGAGAGAACUCAUCGAGAAGUAUGGCGGACGCUUUCACGUUUACAGCAAGAACUGGCGAGACCGCAGCCGGGACAGAGAGCUGCUGCAGAAGAUAGAGAGGAUGGUGGCAUCCUUAGGGGGGGGCUACUUCUCCAGCAGAACUUUCCAGAAGGCGGAGGACUGCGUGAAGAAGGAGGAGAGGAAGCUCCGGAAGAAGAGGUCAGCAGAGAUAGAGAAGGCAUGGACGGAGAUGGAGAAGCGGUACAUAGCGGACGAGUUGUAUCACCAGAAGGACGCCUACACCGCCAGUGUUGGCGCUGAGAUCAGAGCCAAGGCAGAGAUGGACAACGGGUGGCUCAGAACGUCCCUGGUCAGAGGGCUUGGGACGGGUUUUGUUGUGGGGGCUGUGAUGGGAGCAUUGGUCGGGUCUAUAGAGGGGCCAGGAGGGAUGGUUCUUUAUGGGAUCAUAGGUGGUGCGGUUGGAGGAUCAGCAGGAGGAACAGCCCAGGUAGCUAUAAAGCAUAUGGAGGACAGAGUGGCUCCAUCUGCCAGACUGAACUUUAACUCAAUCUUUAUCAAUCGCUUCUUCACCGCCGCUCGACCAAGAAUGGCCUCUACCGUCGGCCUCCUCUCUGAGAAGCACUUCUUGUGCUCCCUGUGCAGAGACAUCUUCACCAGCCCGGUGACCAUAGCGUGUGGACACAGCUUCUGCUUGUCCUGCCUGAGCCACUACUGGGCCCGACACCAAUCCAAAUAUUGCCCCCACUGUAAGAGAGUGUUCACUGACAGGCCCGACCUCAGCGUUAACCAUAUCCUAGCAGACAUCUCCGACAACUACAGGAAGACUCGGCCACAGCAACCACCUGAUGAGGAAAUGGUUAUAGAUUUCGAGCAGAUGAUCCUGGAAAGGCUGCAGAAGAUAGAAAGGUUGAAAUAUUCUCUCGAGGUGCAGAAGAGCUCUUACCUGAGGGAGGUGCGAGAGAGUCAGAAGGUCUUCUCUGCCCUGGUGUACGCCAUGGAGAAGAGCCACAAAACAGUUGUUACUGCAAUCGAGGACAGACAGAGAGACGAGGAGAAGCGAGUGGAGACGCUGGUGACGGAGCUGGAGCAGGAGAUCCAGGAGCUGAGGAAGGAGACCACUGAAUCUGACCACCAGAUUUCUGUGAUCGACGAUCAGAGUGACGACACAAAGCAAAUUAACCUGAAAGCUAUUUCCCUCUUGGACAUGAAGGACUGGUCCAAGGUCACUGUAGAGACAGACCCUUGUUUCGGGGUUACCAGACGAGCACUGUCGGACAUUGUGGACAAGAUGAGAGCAGAAGUCAACAGGCUCUCCAAAUCUGAACUUAAAAGAACCGAGAAAUACACAGUGGAUGUCAAUCUGAGCGCCAAGACAGCACACCCCUUCCUCUCGGUCUCAGAGGACAGGAAACAGGUGAGGCACACGGACAAGCUCCAGGAGGUGCCAGAUAACCCUAAGCGCUUCGACCGUGUGGCAAACGUGCUGGCCAAAGAAAGCUUCGGCAGUGGGAGGUGCUACUGGGAGGUGGAGGUCGGGGAGAAGCUUGAGUGGAGCCUGGGCGUCGUCAAAAAGUCCAUAAACAGGAAGGGCAAGUUCACCGUCUGCCCUGCGAACGGUUUCUGGACUCUAAGCCUCAGGGCUGGAGGCCAGUUCGUUGCCAACACCUCUCCCAUCACCCCAUUGGCUCUGGAGCCGAAGCCCAGGAAGGUUGGUGUGUUCGUGGACUACCCAGCGGGCCGUGUGUCCUUCUACUGCGCAGAAUCUGGGGUCCACAUCCACACCUUCACAGACACCUUCACUGACAGGCUUCAUCCCUUCUUCGGCCCUGGUCGCCUGCACGGCGGCAAAAAUGCUGCUCCUCUAAUCAUCGGUUCCAGUUUUUGCAGCAUCUGAGGAUCAAACUCACAU